Molecule: messenger RNA, 3357 nt
Organism: Sinocyclocheilus rhinocerous
Lineage: Eukaryota; Metazoa; Chordata; Actinopteri; Cypriniformes; Cyprinidae
Product: cytoplasmic dynein 1 light intermediate chain 2-like
Exons: 13
Coding region: 265-1692 (475 amino acids)
Biological process (GO): microtubule-based movement; microtubule cytoskeleton organization
Cellular component (GO): centrosome; cytoplasmic dynein complex
Molecular function (GO): dynein heavy chain binding
Source: RefSeq, a predicted model, not a curated record
UAAUUUAAGACUCGUACUACGAUAAAGGCGUUGUUCAUGAAUAUUAAUGUAGUCACUAUGGCUCUUCUUUAAAACUUUCAUAUGUAUAAUUAAUAUUCAUGACCCAACCUAUGCGCCCGCUUCUAGCGUCUGCGUUAACUACAGUACGUAUUUAAUAUUCAUAAGAUAGUCCUUCGCCGUAGUAGGAUAGGCAAUUCGCGAAGCGUCUCAUGUGAGGUCCUCAGGCAGUCAGUGUGCGCCUCCCUUUGUGCCUCUACACUCAAGAUGGCUCCCGUUUUAGAGAAGAAGCUACUGGGCGCAGCCGGGACAGGCGACACUAUGGAAAACAGCAACGAGGAUGAUGAAGGACAAAACCUCUGGUCUUCAAUCCUCAGCGAAGUUUCCACACGCUCCAGCUCUAAAUUGCCUUCUGGGAAAAAUAUACUGCUUUUUGGGGAGGAUGGUUCAGGAAAGACAACACUCAUGUCAAAACUUCAAGGAGCCGAGCACAAUAAGAAAGGUAGAGGGCUGGAAUACUUGUACCUGAAUGUCCAGGAUGAAGACAGAGAUGAUUUGACUCGCUGCAGCGUUUGGAUCCUGGAUGGAGACCUGUACCACAAAGGCUUGCUGAAAUUUGCAGUGACUGCUGAGUCGCUGAAGGACAGUCUAGCGGUGUUCGUGGUGGACAUGUCACGGCCUUGGACCAUCAUGGAGUCAUUGCAGAAGUGGACGAGUGUGCUGCGUGAACACGUGGACAAACUGAAGAUCGCACCGGAGGAAAUUAAAGAGAUGGAGCAGAGUAUGGUUAAGGCCUUUCAGGAGUAUGUAGAACCAGAGGAAUCCACGCCGGCCUCACCCCUGAGACGAGCUCCAGCAGCUGGGGGAGAAGAUGAGAGUGUGCUGCUGCCCCUGGGAGACAACGUCCUCACACACAACCUGGGCAUUCCAGUGCUCAUAGUUUGCACAAAGGUAGCUGAAAGUGAUCAAAAUGGAGCUGGUUUGAUUUACACUUCAGUCAAAGAGGAGAAGAACCUGGACCUUCUCUACAAAUUCAUGGUGCACAAAAUAUAUGACUUCCAGUUUACUACGCCUGCCUUAGUAGUGGAGAAGGACGCUGUGUUCAUUCCAUCUGGAUGGGACAAUGACAAGAAAAUUGCCAUCUUGCAUGAAAACUUCACAACGGUUCGACCUGAAGAUCCCUUUGAGGAUUUUAUAACGAAACCUCCUGUACGAAAGUUGGUGCAUGACAAGGAAAUCAGUGCAGAGGAUGAGCAGGUCUUCCUCAUGAAGCAGCAGUCAAUGUUAGCCAAGCAGCCGGCCACACCAACAAGAGGAACAGAGUCUCCUGUCCGGUCUGCAUCUGGUUCACCCCGGCCGACAGGCCGGACAGGGCCCACCAAUGUGGCAAGUGUCUCACCCAUGACUGCGGUGAAGAAACCAGACCCCAACAUGAAAGGAGCAGCAGCAAAUGAGGGAGUGCUGGCCAACUUCUUCAACAGUCUGCUGAGUAAAAAGACAGGUGUGCCGGGCAGUCCUGGGACACCAGGGGCAGCAACAGGAACGGCAACAGGAACGGGCGUACAAGGCUCUGCCAAGAAAACAGGGCAGAAGCCGGGUUUGACUGACGUCCAGGCAGAACUGGACCGAAUGACUCGUAAACCCGACUCAACGGUAACGGCCAACAACACCCCUGCGACAGAGAACGAGGCAUGAGGGCGCCAACAGCAUUGCCCACUCUGGAAAUCAACAUGUAAUGACAUAAAGGAGAAAAAAAAAAGCUAUUCAUGACCAAAAUUCCCCCCACCUUGUGUGUCAAUCAGCAAACAGACCGCGGUUUACUGAAAGUGUUGGGAUUCUAUCAGAUGUAUAGGCUCUGAUGUUGUGGGGGAAAGAGAGGUAGAUAUUUGAAAAGAUGCAACUGCUUUUCUUUGUUUUCAUUUCCAGACCCCUUUCUAUGUAUGUUUGUUUGUUUAUUUGUGGUGAUUAAUUUUUGGUGUGGCAUUGGGCAGGUCAGGUGAUGGGUGCUCUGUCCUUACGGAGGCAGUCAAACCUCUGAAGUGUGGGGCCUUGCUUAGCUUGGGGAUACUUUAACAGCACCCAUUCUCCUCCUCCUGACAAGAGCAGAAACGCACUGCUGCAUUCAACGAGCAGUCGCUUCAAGUGUUGCAAUCAGCUACAGCUACUGCUAAAAGCCUAAAUAUAUUCAUUGAAAACAAGAAAUACUUGCAAAAAGUAUAUAGUGUGUACAAACAGUUAGAUUUAUGCUGAUGUAUUUAUAAAAAAGAAAGCAAAUCAAGCUUUUAUUUUUUUCUCUGUGUUUUAUCAGUGAGACGUUAAGCUUCACUUAACAUGGUUAACAUCACUGAUGUCAUGACACUAAUGACAAAUACCCAUUGGCCUUCAGCAUACAAGAAUGGCAGACGCUGCCACACCUCUUUGAAUUAUGUAAAUAUGCGCUAAAUAUUUGCUAUACGAACUUUGAUUUGAUUUUGUAUAAAAUUGAAUUAUUUUAACAAUUUAUGAAGAACUAUUUCAGAUGAAACAAGCUUUGAUGAGUAUCAGCUUUUUCUUUUGGCUAUGGUUGUUUUUGGAGGAGAGGGGCAGGGCAGCAUCUUUCCUAGUAUAACUCCCAAGUGCCUGUCAUAGUGGAGGUGCUUGACUCCAAAAAAGGAAUUGCACUGUAGCAUUAACAGUCAAUUUGUUUUGGUCCAGCUUCAUGUAAUUUAUUUUUGUUUGUUUUAUUUUGGAAAUGCAUGUCUGUGGUCAUUACUUUUUUGCUGCAAUUACACGUUUUGCUCACUUCAGUGGCCUAGAUUUUUGCUGCCAUAGGGAGCUUGCCUUUCUUUUUGCGAAUGUCAGCGUCCACAUAAAACGUGUUUAGCGGGACAUUUCGUCCCACCUCCCAGUUGGAAAUUGUGGCUUAAGCCACUGGCGCCAUUCUCAUGUGGCCAAGUGAUAGACUGUAAGUCGUGUCUUUUGUUAGUCCUUACAAAUGAGAUCUCAGAUUUUUUGUUAUAUGUUACCUGAAGACUGUAAAGUGAUUUACGUAAAACAUUCCCGAUUUCUGUAGAUGACCCUGUAGGCGACGCAUGUUUGUUUCGUGUGCCCUGCCUCAGUGCCCACUGGAAGUGACGACUUUGCCUUCAGUGUAGCGUUCACUGUUGUCACUCUACAUGCUCUGUCUCUUCACUCAGGGUAGUUCUGAGUCCAUACAACAGCCUUGUUUGUCUUCAUAGUACGUUUCUCAACAUUUUCUUCCACUACUGAUACUGUAUCAUACUCCUGUUUCAAGCUAAUUGCUUUCGGAUUUCCUUUUGUUUUUUUUUUGGUCGCUGAAAAUUAAACUAAGUUAGUUGGUUUCAUUUGACAAAUCAUCCA